This is a messenger RNA of Umbelopsis ramanniana AG, 906 nucleotides long. RefSeq lists its product as uncharacterized. The coding region runs from base 304 to 873 and encodes 189 amino acids. Gene Ontology annotation, biological process: protein targeting to ER. The transcript is spliced from 2 exons. The record is from RefSeq and is a predicted model, not a curated record. Gene Ontology annotation, cellular component: endoplasmic reticulum; mitochondrion. NCBI's taxonomy places the organism in Eukaryota, Fungi, Mucoromycota, Umbelopsidomycetes, Umbelopsidales, Umbelopsidaceae.
UUACCUGUUUUCUGUGUUGGCAUUCUUAGGAAUAAUAAGAUUAUCCAUGGAAGUUCGAUUAUUACAGUAGGCUAAAUAGACUUUCCGCUCCCGGCUCGAUAAGAGGUUUGGCUGCUUUUGCAAAAUGAGCGCUUCUCUAACUCUACCCUAACCCAGCUGGCUGUUUUGAGCCAAAGUUGCCAAAGUCUAUGGGCGGUGAUUUGAGUGUACUUGUCUUCGACUACCUGGCGGCGUUGGUUUUAUUUUCCCUCCUCUCUCUCCAUUUGAUCAACAACUUUUCUGUUAGAUCCGAGUUUCGUUAUCAUGUCUCCUCCUACUAUUCUCACUUCUCAAGCAUUCAACAUCGGCUUGAUGCUGUUUGCGAUGCAAGCAUCAAAGAAGAUCUCUUGGGAAGAUCCCGAGACGAUUCAACUGGCCCGUGCAGCUUACGGUAUCGCGCAGUUGGUAGCUGUUGCCAUCACAUAUUACUUGAUCAUGGUGGUAAAGAAGAAGAAUGAUACCACCACCUUGAGAUACGUUGUACCUGGCAAGCCUUCAACAAACGGACAACCCAGUGAGCCAACUGCGGUGGUGACAACCCAUCGAGCAUACGACAUUGAUCAGCUUCAGAAGGCUAUUCGUUCCAUCUUCACUACUGCAGUGAUGUUCUCUGUAGUUCACUUUUACUUCAAGAUCAAUCAGCCCCUUUUACUUCAGUCCAUUGUCCCCAUCAAGAAUGCUCUGAUUUCCAAAGAGGCUUUGAUCCAUCUUUGGGGAGAUGCGGCUGAAGGACCGUUGCAGCGUCCAUUCAAGGCUGAAUCACCCUUCUCCGCCUUGCUCGGUAUGGCCAAUGCUCCACUUGAAGAUGGGGCAGACAAGAAGAAGGAACAAUAAUAAGAAAGGGAAGGAAAUAAGAACACUCCCAAU